Messenger RNA from Elephantulus edwardii (Cape elephant shrew), 1017 nucleotides. It is a transcript of the gene SDR9C7, whose product is annotated as short chain dehydrogenase/reductase family 9C, member 7. The record is from RefSeq and is a predicted model, not a curated record. Gene Ontology annotation, molecular function: oxidoreductase activity. The transcript has 5 exons. NCBI's taxonomy places the organism in Eukaryota, Metazoa, Chordata, Mammalia, Macroscelidea, Macroscelididae. The coding region runs from base 1 to 1017 and encodes 338 amino acids.
AUGGCGCUUCCUUCAUCUGAUUCUUGGGCUGUCCAACAUGUCAUAGACUGUGGGUUGUCACCUCACCCGUGCCUUUUGGCAGCUACCAUGGACUUCUCCUUUAUGUACCGCUGGUUUAGGAACUGCAAUGUGGUUCGAAAUCUCUCCGAGAAGUAUGUCUUCAUCACCGGCUGUGACUCGGGGUUUGGGAAAUUGCUGGCUCAGCAGCUGGUUGAUCGGGGCAUGCGGGUCCUGGCUGCUUGCCUCACUCAGGAGGGAGCCCUGAAGCUUCAACAGGAAACCUCCUACCGUCUUCAGACCAUCCUACUAGAUGUCACCAAGGCCGAGAGCAUCCAGGCGGCAACCCAGUGGGUGAGGGACCAAGUGGGCGAGCAAGGCCUCUGGGCCCUGGUGAACAAUGCUGGAAUAGGUGUUCCCAGUGGGCCAAAUGAAUGGUUGACCAUAAAGGACUUUGUGAAGGUGAUCAAUGUGAACUUGGUAGGACUGAUUCAUGUGACCCUCCACAUGUUACCCAUGAUCAAGAAAGCCCGGGGCAGGGUCGUCAACAUGUCCAGCUCUGGUGGUCUUGUGGCUGUCAUCGGUGGUGGCUACUGUGUCUCCAAGUUUGGUGUUGAAGCCUUCUCUGACAGCAUAAGGCGAGAGCUCCAUUAUUUUGGGGUAAAAGUCAGCAUCAUCGAACCAGGAAACUAUCGGACAUCCAUUCUGGGCAAUGAGAAUCUGGAGACCCGCUUGCAAAAGCUAUGGGAACGGCUGCCUCAGGAGACCCGGGAGAGCUACGGAGAAGAGUACUUCCGCAUCUAUACUAGAAAGCUGACAAACUUGAUGCAAAUGGCACAUCCAAGGAUCAGUGAUGUCACCAACAGCAUGGAGCACGCCGUCGUGUCCCGGAGUCCUCGAGUUCGCUACAAUCCUGGUCUGGAUGUCAAACUCCUCUACAUCCCCUUGUCUAAGUUGCCCACCCGUGUGACAGAUUUCAUCCUGAGUCGAUACCUUCCAAGACCAGCAGAUAGUGUCUGA